AUGCCAUACCCCGUCGAUCUCCGCGACAAGUAUCGGCCCCUGCCGGAGCAUGACUCCCCGCGCCGGCUCGGGCGCCGCAGGGACGGCGGCUCCCGUGGGCGGCGGGGAGAAUCGCCGUCGCCGGACCGCCGUGACCGAUCGUGGUCUCGCUCGCGCUCGCGCUCGCGCUCUCGCAACCGUUCCCGGUCAAGAUCCUGGUCUCCCUCUCGGCGUCGGUCCCGGUCUCGGUCCCGGUCCCGGUCCCGGUGUCGCUCGCGUUCUUGGUCCCGCUCGCGCUCCCGGUCCCGGUCCAGGUCCUGGUCGCCACGCCGGUACAGACGUCGGGACUAUUCACGGUCGCCAUCGCGGUCGCCAUCGCCCGAGCGCGGCCGCCGGUAUCGGGGCCCGUCUCGGCGAUACCAUCGCUACCGGUCACCUACUCCGCCGCCACUGUUCAAGAGCUUGAAUUCGCGGAGCAUGCUCCUGAUCGGGCUGCCCGCCAUGUGGGAGGAGGAACAGGUUGCCUAUCAUUUGAACUCCCUGGGCGUGUCUGAUUGGGUGGACCUGAUCGUUGAGCGCACGCUUGUUGGUGUCCCUACCGGACGAGCUGUCUUGCACAUGCGCUCUGUCCACCAGGCCCAGGAUUUGUAUGAUGCCUGGGCCGAUUCGGGGGCCCUCGGCCCCGACUGGGUUUUCCGCCAAAUUGACGCCAUCUCGCCCGACUCCAAGCUGUACCACAUGUCCUCGGAGGACUUCCCCUCCGAACCGUGGCGCUGCUUCCGGUGUAGCACCCAAAACAUCCGCUGGGCCCAAGCUUGCGUCAACUGCCUUACAACUCUGCAGCAAAGCAACAUCGAGCGAGCCGCCUCCAACCAGGAGGCCAUGCUGGCUCUCGAUGACCGAGGCGCCCACGGCGGCGCGGAUGUCCUCAUCAACGACGGGUCUCGCGACGCCUGGCCCGAGCCCACCUCCUUUGUCCUGCUCAUGGGCCUGGAUGUUUUGUCAACCCAGGAACAGAUCUGCGAGUCCCUGCGCCCCUUCAACAUCCCAGUCAAGGCGGUUUUCCUGGCGCUCGACAUUACCACUCGGACAUCAGCUGGCUUUGCCGUUGUGGAGUUCCCCUCGGUUGAUCAUGCCUCGGGACUCAUUUCUCAGACACAUAGCCUGGAUAUCAGCGGGAAGUCUGUCAGCCUUUACUUUGCCAAUCCCCAAUUUGCCUUUUGCUCGGAAGGCGGCCAAUACUGGGACCCAUCGCUGGUGAUGGAGCCCUUCCGUCCACUGACCUCCAGUGUCAUGGCCGCCGACCCGGGGGCAGCGGCUAUCGCGGCCGAUCCGGCGCCCGGCUUCACCAAUACCCCAGCCCAGGGGUCGGUCUUGCCCGAGGACACGGCCUCGGCUGCGACCGACGGCCAGGCUGCCGGGGGUGCCCACGAUUUCGAGGCCGACUUUGCCCUCCUUUGCGCGGACUUGGAGUCCAAUCUGCCACUGCUGACUGAAGGGGCUGCCAGCCACGAACUUGCCCCUAGGCCCGACUUGGAGCCCGAACCCGAGCCCGAGCCCGAGCCGGAGUCCGAGCCGGAGCCCGAAGACUUGGAGGAGCUCGAACGCCUUUCCGAGCCUUGUGCCAGCUAUUCCGCCCUGCCACCGGACCCCUUCGACUUUAUCGAUGCCCAACGGGCCAUAUGUUGGCUUUGUCGGACAUCCUUUGUCCAGGAGCUGCCCGAGGAUCUGGACACCUUUGAGGCGCCCGAGGAGGUUUGGCCGAGGCUGGUGGAGCACGUCCGUCAUAGCCGCCUUCAUCGGGAACGUUUCCAGGAGUUCACCCAAAUCGCGCACGGCCUCGCCCUCAGCGGUGGGAUAGCCAUGCGCGUCGGCCCGCCAAAGGGAUCGUCAUGAUGCUGCUGUGCCACCCUCGAAAGGGGUUUCUAGAAAUGUGUCAAAUGUACACGUGUCUUGUGCAAUCCUCCUUCGCUCCGUAACGGGAGGACCCAGCAGGAGGCGACAGGCCAGCCCCAUGAGCAGAAGGGAGGUACACUUACAAGGGGAGGGGGAGGGAGGCGGGGGAAAGGGGGAGAGAGAGAGA
This is a messenger RNA of Fonticula alba, 2062 nucleotides long. RefSeq lists its product as hypothetical. Gene Ontology annotation, biological process: mRNA splicing, via spliceosome. Gene Ontology annotation, cellular component: nucleus. Lineage: Eukaryota; Rotosphaerida; Fonticulaceae. The record is from RefSeq and is a predicted model, not a curated record. The transcript has 9 exons. Bases 1 to 1875 code for a protein of 624 amino acids. Gene Ontology annotation, molecular function: RNA binding.